This is a messenger RNA of Paraphaeosphaeria sporulosa, 3758 nucleotides long. RefSeq names its product calcium-translocating P-type ATPase. NCBI's taxonomy places the organism in Eukaryota, Fungi, Ascomycota, Dothideomycetes, Pleosporales, Didymosphaeriaceae. The coding region runs from base 1 to 3573 and encodes 1190 amino acids. Gene Ontology annotation, molecular function: ATP binding; P-type calcium transporter activity; ATP hydrolysis activity. Gene Ontology annotation, cellular component: membrane; intracellular membrane-bounded organelle. The transcript has 4 exons. The record is from RefSeq and is a predicted model, not a curated record. Gene Ontology annotation, biological process: calcium ion transmembrane transport; intracellular calcium ion homeostasis.
AUGGCUACUCCCAAUGAUGCACCCGCUCGCGCAGGGAAUUCCACUCUACCAUCCCUCCCAGAGAUCACAGUCGAGAUCCCCAAGACACCAAAUCGGACCAAUACGGAGGAUACGUUGACUGCAAUUACCGCUGUUGACGACGCCUCACCAGCGACCUUGGCCCCAGAACGAUCUUUCAGACAUAUGCAUUCUCGAAAUCCAUCCACAACGAGUGAGGCGACACUUGCACCACCUGCUACCUCUGCUGGCGCAUCGACUCACACACUGGACUCGUACCUUGACGAUGGAGCGCUGAAGGCCGACCCGGGUUCCGAGAAAGACUUUGCAGUUCUCAACAACAAGUUUGCUUUCUCUCCAGGCCAGUUGAACAAGAUGUUAAACCCAAAGUCACUGGCCGCCUUUAUCUCUCUUGGCGGGCUGCCAGGACUUGAGACUGGCUUGAGAAGCGAUGUCGACGCUGGGCUGAGCGUCGACGAGACAGAGCUAGCAGGAUCUGUGUCGUUCGAAGAGGUCACUAAGCAGUACCGAAAAGCACGCGGUAUCGCAUCAACGCUUCCUCGCCCUGUUGAGGUACGCCAUGUCGAUGUUACAGAUGCUGGAGCAGCUGCGACAGGGCCACAUGCGAACGAUGCUUUCUAUGAUCGCAAACGGGUCUUCAGCGCCAAUGUGCUCCCUGCAAAGAAAGCAAAGUCUUUCUUGAAGCUUGUCUGGGAAGCGUACUAUAAGGAAAGCGUGCUUAUCCUGCUCACAGUGGCAGCUGUCAUAUCACUCGCACUUGGCCUUUAUGAGACAUUCGGUGUUGAUCACGGCCCUGGAGCUCCACCAUCCGUUGAUUGGAUCGAGGGUUGCGCUAUCUGCGUCUCGAUUGUUGUUGUCGUCCUGGUGGGGGCUAUCAAUGACUUUCAAAAAGAGCGUGCAUUCGUCAGGCUCAACGCGAAGAAAGAAGCCCGCGCGGUCAAAGUCAUUCGUUCGGGAAAGUCUUUCACAAUAUCGGUCUACGACAUUCUUGUAGGCGACGUGCUUCACAUGGAACCCGGUGAUCUCAUCCCAGCCGAUGGUAUCUUCAUUUCUGGUCACAACGUCAAGUGUGACGAAAGUUCGGCAACUGGGGAGUCUGACCAAAUGAAGAAGACGAAUGCUGAACAGGUUUUGCGGCUGCUUGAACGCGGUCAUAGUGAUGGCAAAGAUCUUGAUCCAUUCAUAAUCUCUGGAAGCAAGGUAUUGGAGGGCGUUGGUACCUAUCUCGUAACCUCUGUCGGUGUCAACUCUAGCUACGGCAAAAUUCUCAUGGCAAUGCGACAGGAACCUGAACAGACGCCUCUCCAGAUCAAGCUCGACAAACUCGCUAAGGCUAUUGCGAAACUGGCAACUGCUGCUUCCUUCCUCCUCUUAUUGAUCUUGCUCUUCCGUCUCGUCGCAACUUUCCCCGGGAGCCCCCUGAGCCCUGCCGAGAAGGCUUCUAAAUUUAUGGACAUUCUCAUCGUGUCUGUGACCAUCAUUGUCGUCGCUGUCCCGGAAGGUCUGCCGUUGGCCAUCACCUUGUCGCUCGCGUUCGCCACAUCGCAGAUGGUAAAGAUGAACAAUCUUGUUCGUAUCUUGAAAUCUUGCGAGACCAUGGGAAACGCCACUACGGUGUGUUCUGACAAGACGGGCACCUUGACGCAAAACAAGAUGACAGUUGUUACGGGUACCUUUGGCGAAGACUCAUUCGAUGACAAGAACCUCGGAGAAUCAAACAACCGGUCAUCCCAGUUUGCGCAACGCCUAACGGCUCACCAGACGCGCCUUUUGAUUGAGUCUAUCGCAAUCAACUCUACCGCGUUUGAGGGUGACGGUGGCGAGUUUGGCUUCGUCGGUUCCAAGACCGAGACGGCGCUUUUAGGCUUCGCGAAGACCGUCUUGGGCAUGACUUCGCUGUCUCAGGAACGCACCAGUGCGCAGAUGGUUCAGAUGUUACCGUUCGAUUCUGGUCGCAAGUGCAUGGGGGCCGUGCAAAGGUUACCUAACGGGACCUAUCGCCUCCUCAUCAAGGGUGCUUCCGAAAUCCUACUCCGAUUCUCUACAUCGCUUGCUCUCCCAACAGGCGAUGUACCCUUGGACUCAACUCGGAGGAAAGCGAUAUCCGACGUCAUCGAUUCGUACGCGAAACAAUCUCUCCGCACGAUUGGCCUGAUUUACAAAGAUUUUGAGCAGUGGCCUCCGCAAGGGGCUGAAAACCCAGAUGAUCCUUCGGUUGCUUCGGACUUGGGCUCACUGCUCAACGGGAUGGUAUAUAUCGGUGUGGUGGGCAUUCAGGAUCCUCUUCGUCCCGGCGUGCCCGAGGCGGUCGCAAAAUGCAAGCACGCAGGCGUCAUCGUUCGCAUGGUUACCGGCGACAACGUCAUCACGGCAAAAGCCAUUGCUACUGAUUGCGGCAUCUACACUGACGGAGUUGUAAUGGAAGGUCCAGAGUUUAGGAAGCUAAGCGACGAGGAAAUGAACGAAACCCUCCCGCGUCUACAAGUGCUCGCAAGAUCCUCUCCUGAAGACAAGCGCAUCUUGGUUACCAAGCUCCGCGAGCUCGGGGGUAUUGUUGCGGUGACCGGCGAUGGGACCAAUGAUGGACCAGCACUCAAGGCUGCUGACAUCGGCUUCUCAAUGGGCAUUUCCGGCACAGAGGUGGCUAAAGAAGCAUCAGCGAUCAUCUUGAUGGACGACAACUUUGCUUCCAUCCUGACGGCUCUCAUGUGGGGUCGCGCAGUCAAUGAUGCUGUGCAGAAGUUCCUCCAGUUUCAGAUCACAGUCAACAUCACCGCCAUGGUCGUAGCUUUCGUAACUGCCAUCCAGGAUUCCGAGAUGCGCUCUGUUCUGACCGCAGUCCAGCUCCUCUGGAUCAACCUCUUCAUGGAUUCACUCGCAGCGCUCUCGCUUUCAACCGACCCUCCCACAGAAGAGAUCCUUGACCGUCCACCCACACCCCGCAGCGCAUCCAUCCUCAGCCUGACCAUGUGGAAAAUGAUCAUCGGCCAAGCCAUCUACCAGAUAAUUGCGACUUUUGUAAUCCACUUCGCCGGGCCCAAGUUCCUGCCUUACCCUGAAAACGAGAUGCGCACCAUCAUUUUCAACGUCUUCGUCUGGCUGCAAAUCUUCAACCAGUACAAUAACCGCCGUCUCGACAACAAACUCAACAUCUUCGUCGGCAUCCACAAGAACUACUAUUUCAUCGUAAUGAACGUCAUCAUGGUCGGGUGCCAAGUAGUCAUCAUCUACGUGGGAGGCAGAGCAUUCAGUAUUGUGCAGCUCGACGGCAACCAGUGGGCGAUCAGCGUGGUCGUCGCGCUCCUGUGUGUUCCCUGGGGUGUCUGCGUGAGGUUGUUUCCUGACCCAUGGUUCGGGGCUAUUGCUAAGGUUGUCGGCAUGCCGUUCGUGGCGAUCUACCGGCCGCUUGCCACGCUUACGGAUCGCUUGUCGCGCAAGCGCAAGGGGAAGGUGCCGGAGGAUGGCUCAAGUCAUGGGGAGAGCCAUGUGGGAAGGGGCAAGUCCCCUGUUGAGACGAUUCGAGUUACAAGUGGUGCCGAAAAGGGCGUUUUGUGAUCUUCGUAUCUUUAAUUGGAUGCUCCGUAUGUUAUGGAAGAUGCCUUCGAGUGGGCUACGGAACUGCUGCACUCGGUCCAAAGCAAAAGAUACAUACGAAGAAACGUAGGCGUUUGGGGUUACAUGGAGCUCGCGCUAUGCGCUUGAGCUGGAGCGUUUCUUUCCGUACAAAAGCUUCCUAUUUG